Molecule: messenger RNA, 827 nt
Organism: Numida meleagris (helmeted guineafowl)
Lineage: Eukaryota; Metazoa; Chordata; Aves; Galliformes; Numididae
Product: maestro heat-like repeat-containing protein family member 1
Exons: 3
Coding region: 16-516 (166 amino acids)
Cellular component (GO): cytoplasm
Source: RefSeq, a predicted model, not a curated record
AAUUGCUUUCUGCUAAUGCGUUUUCUCCGCUCCCUCCAGGGGCUCGCUUCCUGCUUCGGGAUAUGUGCAAUAAAUCACCUGGAGGAAACGCUGGCCAAGCUGGAGGAUUUCGUGCGGUCCGAUGUCUUCAAGAAAUCCGUGGGGCUGUUCAGUAUCUUCAAGGACCGCAGUGACCACGAAGUGGAGAAGAUCAAGAGCGCCCUAAUCCUGUGCUACGGGUUCGUGGCCGCGCGCGCUCCCAGGGAGCUGCUGCUGUCCCGCGUCGAGGCCGACAUCCUGAGAAAUAUCUCCCAGUACUUCAGCACCAAGGUUCUGGGGAUAAAGGUAGAGACCAAGGUACAGUGUGGGGCGCUCAGUCUGCUCUGCUCUCUGCUCUGUCCUGCUCUCUCUACCUCUGGGCUUGGGGCUCGGGGUUGGGAGCUGGGAAUUUUCCUGAUCCUCAGCCCACGUCAGCAGGCAAAACUCGCUCAAAGGAAUUCUGUCCUGUUGGUUUUUUUUUGUUUGUUUUUGGUCUAAAUUUUGGGUGGUGCUGUGCAGAGCUGGGAGUUGGACGCGGAGAUCCUUAUGGGUCCUUCCCAGCUGGGGGUGUUCUGUGGUUCUACAAAUGCAUUUUGUUAGACCAGGACACGGAAAUCUGACUCCCUUACGUGGUAGGCAGUGACUGCACAGCGCGAGCGAGUUACAGCUGUAGGGACCAUUAUUUUGUUGUAUUAAAGCACUUAAUCUCUUCCUGAACAAUGGAAGUGUAGACAGAAUGGGGCAGUGAGCGCUGCUCGCACCACCUCGGCCCCUCAGCACGGAAAACAGAGGAAAUACGGGGUAUAAAA